AUGCCUUCCUGGACCACCUUCCUCGUAUACCUUAUUACCUGCUUGGGAUUCGCUCUCGCUGUACCCGUUGAGCAGUUUGCGGGCAAUAUUACUGCUGGCAAUGUCAAGGGCGAGGGUCCUUACCCUUACUCCCUCCAAAUUCAGCUUGAACUGGUUAAGGACAAUCGCUACGUCUGGACUAUCUUUCAAGGACCUAGCGGUGUCGCCGUGAACCCUUGUGGAGAUAGUCGCUUUGAGAGGGUCUAUCAUGGCGCGGAAGGAUAUUACAUGGCGGACAUGGACAUGAACAACCCGCCUAACGUUCGAAACUACGAACCCUUCCCCCCUUACUUCGACUGGCGGAUCGACUAUCGUGGCCACGACGACUGCCUAUACCAUUCUGAUGUUAGAUCCGCUAGUAAGUUCACUUGUGGAGACGAAUACAUAAUCGAUUGUGCCAAGGACACUCGGUAUGGACAGCAAGUUUCAUGCGGCAAAUAUCCGCACUUCUCUGCCGCUUGGGUCUGCGAGUUUUGA
Messenger RNA from Alternaria atra, 516 nucleotides. RefSeq lists its product as uncharacterized. Lineage: Eukaryota; Fungi; Ascomycota; Dothideomycetes; Pleosporales; Pleosporaceae. The record is from RefSeq and is a predicted model, not a curated record. The coding region runs from base 1 to 516 and encodes 171 amino acids. The transcript is spliced from 3 exons.